GCAAAAAUCCGGAACUCUGCACCGGAAGUAGUUUCUGUUGUUACCGUUUGUCGCAUUUGGACACAUUUCUUAUUAAAUAAACGGACCUGAGCAUCUAAUGUGAGAAACGAUAGCACGAGCUCUGUGGGACUAAAUUCGUCAAUAUAUCGGCGUACAUUGGGAUAGUUGGUAAACAGCACAUUUAACCGUAAAUCGAUUAUCACAAACUGGUGUUAGCGCACAAAUACACCAAGGAGAGGAGGAGCCGCCAUCGGUAAUGUAAAGGCUCAACUAUUCACGACCACACACUGGGUACACGCACCACGUGGUGUUUGUGUCCGUCAUGAUGUCUGCCGUCUGUCGAUGCGGUCUGCUCGGCCGUGUCUCUAAAUUACACGCGACACAGGUCCUGAGGUGUGGGUACAAUGUGCCUCCACCACAGAGGAGGACGCCCGACAUCCGCCUCCGAGUUGCAAACACCGCCUUCACGCAGACGACCAACAUAAGCACCGUGAGCAUGGCGAACACGUCAAGCAUGCGCAGUGUUUCUGGUUCGAGGUGCCUGUCGAGUUCAACUGAGAAGGGAGCAACUCGAGUGAAGAGGGUUUCCAUCGAGGGCAACAUUGCUGUGGGAAAGUCGACCUUUGCUAGACUCAUGCAGUCAGCUUGUCCUGACUGGGAGGUGGUGGCAGAACCAGUCAGCCAGUGGCAGAACAUUGAGAAUGGGACUCUGCAGGGGCCGGACGCGUCCCCCCAGACGACAGUCAGCAACCUGCUGCAGAUGAUGUACCAGGACCCUCAGCGCUGGUCCUACACAUUCCAGACGUUUUCCUGCAUGAGCCGCCUGAGAACGCAGCUGCAGCCUCCUCCGGCUCACCUGCUCAGCUCAGAGGGAACACCUGUCCAGGUGUAUGAGCGCUCCAUCUACAGUGACAGGUACAUCUUUGCCCUGAACAUGUUUGAGCUGGGUUGUAUCAACUCGACAGAGUGGGCAGUCUACCAGGACUGGCACUCCCUCCUGGUGGAGCAGUUUGGACACCAGGUGGAGCUGGAGGGCAUCAUAUACCUCCGGGCUCCACCAAAGAAAUGCAUGGAGCGUCUGAAGCACCGGGGAAGGGCAGAGGAGAAAGGAGUGGAACUGGACUAUCUGGAUAAGCUGCAUGUUCAGCAUGAGAGGUGGCUUGUUGAGAAGAGCACCGAAUUACACUUUGAGAAGCUGAAACGAAUACCUGUGUUGCAACUGGACGCCUCUGUGGAGUUUCAAAGUGACCCAGAGGUGCAGGAGGAAAUGAUAAGAAAGAUAAAAGACUUCUUCAAAGCUUUGUGAGAAGACGGCUACCAUCUCCAGUGGGAAAUUGAUAAGACCAGUACAAAUAACUACACAUUUAUUGAGGGAUGGGAAUAUAAUGUAGUAUCAAAGGACUCUUUUUGAUAGGUAGUCGGACCACGCUGUACAUGAAGCAUGGAUUUCGUUUCUUUCUGUCUACAAAUGUCUUACCUCAAAAGAAAAUGAAUGUUGAAUUGUUUUCUGCUUUUGUUAUUUGUAUCUUAUUGGAGUUAAAAGUUAGUGGUUAUACUGUUUUACUUGAAAUCAAAACUAAGUCUAAGCCGUCACUUCUACGAUCAUUUGGAAACGGUUUACUGAGCAUCGGACAGUUUUAGUGUCAGUUACUGUUUUACAAAUAAUUAGUUGUGUGUUAUCAAAUACAAACCCAUUCUUAUUGUUUUGAUGUGAUGUAUUGUCCCUUUUAUCAAUUAAAUGACUUCUUUUAUUCCUA
This is a messenger RNA of Pseudoliparis swirei, 1757 nucleotides long. RefSeq names its product deoxycytidine kinase 2-like. Gene Ontology annotation, molecular function: deoxynucleoside kinase activity. The coding region runs from base 323 to 1306 and encodes 327 amino acids. The record is from RefSeq and is a predicted model, not a curated record. Lineage: Eukaryota; Metazoa; Chordata; Actinopteri; Perciformes; Liparidae. The transcript has 7 exons. Gene Ontology annotation, cellular component: mitochondrion; cytoplasm.